CAACAGCAUAGAAUGCAUACGUGUUCCGAAUAUUAAAUUUUCAUUUUCAUAUAUGGAGCGUUUGAAGUUAAUUUAAUUCUUUAAGUGCAUGGGAUUAAAAAAACUUGGGUUUCCGCCACUCCUGACAAGUUUGUUACUGAAUGAGGGAAUAAAAGUGUUGCAUGUGUGACUUUCUGUGAGCAAUUUUAUUUGGUUAAUCGAGUGGAGGAACAUUUUUAAUGGAUACAAGUGUUUAUUGCAUUUUAACUCGGAUAAAUCCAACGGCGAACUGAAGUUGCGGAAUUAAAUAUGGAUACUAUAGGAGAUAUUUCAAGACAGGAGUUAGAUAUUGGAGGAAUUCAAAAUAUAGUUAGUGUGGAAUUAGUACAACAUCAGAAGGUCCAACUACAGCUUGAAUCUGAUGAUGCAAGGGAGACAAUUAAGGCAGAGUUAUUUACAAGUGACUGUACAGAUAGCCUCCCUUGUGCUAGACUUGCACACACUGUACUGCACACAGACUCCCAAUCUUACGUCACAUUCACUGUGCAUCCAGGAGACCAAGACCAAAGGUUUAUCUUUGUCACUCUGGUGCUUGUUUCCAUGUUGUCAUGCAUCUUGCUCACCUGGAUAAUCAGGAAGUGGAUGAAAUGGAAAUACAGGCAACAAGAGCAUACAGAAAAAAUCAAGACCAAAGAAAAAUUGUCCAGUGCCAAAGAAAUAGAUGUAGAUUCCAAAGAAUUCCAACAUAGUCAGAAUGUCCCAAGCCAAGCAGAUGAAACAUUUCCAGAGUCAAGCUUCACUGUGACAAUGAUCAGAAAACUGCAAGCUUCUGACAGAGCUCCCUGGAUCCUAUACACUUCAGUAUUGAUUUUUAUGUGUAUACUUGUUAUGGUGGUGAUGUUUGGGGGUCCAGGAUUUCAGCACAGUAGUAACAUACCAGUUCUCAAGUUGACCUUUCCGGGUGACAAGCAUAUAAUUAGAAUCACACCAAACUUAGCAUUUGUCUUGAUAAUAAAUAGUGCCAUUGAAAAUAGUGGCAUUGAGGGUGUUGGUUUUAACACAGUUCAGAAUCUUCGUAGAGAAUAUGAGCGUCUCCACAAGCGACACAUGAAACAGAAGAAAGAGUCAGAGAAGGAUAGAGAGAAAUCCAUGGUGGAAAUACAAGAUGGAAUGAAGGAAGUACAAAGACUGGUGAAGAAAGUUGAGGACUACAGACAGAGGUCACGGGACUGGGAGAUUGACAGACGAGCCUUACAGAAACAGAUAGAAACAUUAGAGGCUCAACGGAAAGCUAUAGCUGAUAAAUGUGAAUUUGUGCAGGGUGAGUUUAAUGAAUUGGAAACACAACGUCAGUCUUUAAUGGAAAAAUGUGAACGUGUGAAGCAACAAGCACAGACGUAUCAAACACAGCUUGAUAAAAGGCGGGAAAUUUUGGAUAGCACAGAAUUUAGUCUCAACUCACAAAUUGCACAGCUAGAAGCAAAACUUAGUUCCACUGCUGAAUCACUUAAUAUGCAGAAUUCCAAGGUUGACAAGUUGAAAGUGUCUUUAGAUGAGGCAAUGACAUCACAUAAGAAAGCAAUGGAUGACAAUGAACGAUUGCUGAAUGAGUUAAAGAAAGCCAACAGUCAAGUUAGGAAACUGGAAGAAUUGAAUUCAGAGUUUCAAGCAGAACUCCGAGCCCGUGAUGACUUUUUACGGAUGUCAGAGGAGGACAGUAAACAACAUGCCAAAGAUAUUGCCUUACUGAACAAACAGAUAGCAGAAAAAGAUGAUGUCAUUAAGAGCCUGAGUGAUACAAAAAGUAGGUCGGAGGAUGAACAAAUUUCCAUGCUACGUAAAAAUCUGUCAGAAAGUGAAGAUCAAGCAAGGUUGAGUAAACGGAAUGAGGAGUUACUGUCCCAGGAGAAUCAUCAGUUAAGUGAAGAAUUGAACAUGAAGAGAGAGGAUUGUGAUAGCAUCAGUAGAAAACUUGAUCAGAAGCAGAUACGUCGGGAUAUGGUGACAGUGAAAUCUGACGUACUGAGGUUGGAGGAUGAAUUAUCUCAAGUUAAGGCCCAGUUGACUCAGGCCCAGGCCAAGUUGAGUUCAUUAAGUGCAAGUCAUGAAUCAGAAUUGAAUGGGAUGAAAGAUCAGCUAACAAGGGUUACAGAAGAAUUACACACUAACACCAGUAGUGUUUUUGGACUGAAAGAAAAAUCCGGAGAAUUGGAGAGAAAACUGAAAACAGAAGCUGAGGAGGUGAAGAAAAGAGAUGCUGAACUCAAGGUUGCCAAUGCUCAGAUAGAUGCUCUAAGACUGGAGAACAGACACUUACGACAGACAAUUAUACAGCAGACACAGGUCAACCUCGACCACACUGAGACAGAGACACAGCUCCGUGAUAUACAGGAGCAGUACCAGAACAAAAUGAAAACUUUAGAGCAAGAGAAUUUGUCAUUGAAAGAUGAGGUGAGUGUGUUACAGCAAGAAGUUUCCACUAUGGAGGACCAGUACGAUCAACAGUUACAGCGCACGAUGCACGAGACGGAACUGUCGCACGCUGAGGAAAUGACUCGGGAACAAAGGAGAAUACACGAGAUAGAGGAAGAUUCUGAUAGACGUGUUAGCAUGCUACAGGAUAGACUGGACUCGACAAUAAACAGAUACGAGGAACAGUUACAGUUACUAAGGCGACAGAAAGCACGGCUUGAAGAUGAUCUUGAAGUAGAACGAAGAGCAGGCUCUUCUUUCCGUCGAGACAAUAUAGUUAUAGAGGAAGAUGAUGAUGGGGUUGUGUAUAUAAAUGAAGAUAUGUCCCUGGCUGACUCGGAAAAUGAACUGAUGUAUGAGAUGCCAGCUAUAGGAGAGUCAGCAUCAGAAAAGUUUUUAGUACAAGAGCAUGCACGUACGCGGCAACUAGAGAGUAUUAUAGACAGUCACAUAGAAUCUCUGAAGUCUAACUCGGAAACUGCCAUCAAAAAACACAAACGGUAGCAGGCAUGCUUACACUGUACAGUGUAGACGAGCAAUGAACAUAUUCUGUGAUAUCUAUAUUUAAAACGGGAUUUUUUUUUUGGAUGAAUUUCUGUGCUUAUAUCCCAGUUAUGUGUGACAGACUUUGUCUUACAAUGUAACUGGUCUGAACUAAAGAUUUUACAGGACUGAUGUGUAUGCAAUACAGUUCAUUUGAUAUAUUCUGUAGAAAUGUGGCAUUUGAAUAUUUUCUGUCAGCAGAUUGACUUUUGUGCUUAUACAAAUGUACUAGUUUUUGACUUUAGAAUGAUGUGCUAUAAAACUGUCAGACAAUCAGUUACAUAGUUAUAUAUGUUGUUAAUAUAGAUAACAAUAAGGUGUCAUUUAGUGUUGCCUUGUAAGUACCAGAUAUUAGUACAUGUAUGUGCUAAGGUUUUAUAAAAGACACUCAGCUUUUGUUGAGAACUAAAAGUUUUUUGCCAUUUUUCUGCAUUUAUUGAGUAGUUAAGUAUAUAUAUAUAUAUGUUGAAAUAUAUAUUUAAGAGACUAGCUGUUGUUUAAAAGGAUGUACAAAGAUAAGCUCAUACAUUUUUUGCAUUUAUUUAUUUUUAUGUAAUUAAAGGGGCAUAAUGCCUUGCGUAAAUGUGCUGCACAAAUAGAAAGAUAAAUACAUGUAGAUAUCCAGAAUUAUGAGGGUAAACAGAAAUUUUGAUUAUGUUAUUUUUCUUGAUAUCUUUUGUUCCAGUUUUCUCAGAAUUUUCUCUUAUAUUUUGAACAUUAACCAGAAUAUUAAGCAUUUUGUUAGUUAUCUCUCUUGUUUUAAUUACCUACCUGUAUUUGCAUUGUGAAAUUUCUCUAAAAUUUUUUAAAUAAGCCUUAUUACUGUGAAAGAAGUUGAAAGAAUUACUGUGAAAUCAUUUAAUUUGCCAUAAAAUUCCCAGUUCAAACCAAAAUGGACAUGGAUUCUUAUAGAACACAUUUUAAAUAAAGCAAAAGUAAAGCUGAAUUUCCUUUAAUUUUGUUCAUUGUGAUUGUGUUUCAUAGAUUGGUUAAACCAUGAAAUCCUAGGAAAUAUACUUCCCAAAAUAAAAAUAAUUUCAUGGUAUGGAAUGUUGUAUUUUUACCUUUGGACAUUUGUUCUCCAUUUAUUGUAAAAAGUAGUUCUUGACCAAAUGAAUAAACUUUAUUCUGGGGCCCUUACACAUUAAUGUUUUAACUCUGAAACUUAGACUUGUACUAGCAAAUGCUUUAAAAAAAUUUCGCUGUGGCAUUGUUAAAUAAGCUAAAGUUGUAAUGAAACUGCCUGAAUGUGCAUUUUUCAACCAGAGAUACAAGUAGCUCUGAAAAAUUUCAACAUAUGGCAACUUUGUUAUUUGCUGGUCAGAGUUUCAGACUAACAUUUGUGCAUAUGGACUCUGUUUAUUUCACUGUUCAACACCUUUUAGACUGAUUGAUUAUGUGUUGCCACAAUGUUGCCGUCUAUGUUAGAGAUUACCUCAGUUUUCUCAUUUGAGUUUUUAUGUUCAGUAACUAAUUUCCUAAAUAUACAUGGAAAACAUUCAGUUAUUGUAAUCAUGUCUUGUGCAAUUCUUGUGUAUCAAAAUUACAUUCAAAACAUAAUCAGUAAUCUCUGUUUCAUACAUGUUAAGAUUUACAAGUAAGGAGAAACACAUUUUGUGUCCAUUGUUUUCAUGCCGUUCAUGUUUUUUAUUGACCAUAGUGUCACAGGGUAGUGUUAAAGUGGUAUGUCUCUAGAUUUAUAUAAAAUAUUUUGAAAUUACUUUUAUUUGUUAGUAACAGAGAAUAGAUAAUGAAGACAAAGUUUUCCACAGAGUUUAUCAUCUGAUUUACAAUGGUUCAAAAGUCAAAUGCCUUUACAUUGUUUAUCAUCUGAUUUACAAUGGUCCAAAAAUCACAUGUGAAGGAAUUUACCGGUAACCAUGAGGACAUUAGCUCAAGUGAUUAAAUACUCGACCAUCUAAAUGGUAAUGAUGGACUGUGUUAAAUCAGAUGAUAAACCAGAAGGCAGCAUUGUUGAUUCUAAUUCUAACACACACAUUAAGUUAAAACCUAAUUAUAUGAUAAAAUCACUGUCAACUUCAUUCGUCUGAGUUUUGGUGCACAGGGGGUCAUGCAGCCAUUUUAAAUCGUGUUCUCUUAUUGGUCCAUGGGUCCACUUUUGUUCACCACAGAAUAGAUAACACUUUUGUAACUGAGGAUAAUACCGUUUGUAACUUACCAAAACUUGAGCCAUGUUAGAAUUAUAAAAAUGUUUUAUAUCAGUUGAAAUUCUUGAUAGUGUUAUGUACUUCUGGAAAGAUGCCCCUUUAAACACAUACAUUUUAUCCUACAUGAUAUUAAAUGGUAUAAUCAAAACAUACUGGUGCAUGUGUUGUGAUUUGUUAUACUUUAUAUAUGUAUUAGUUACAUUGUCACUGCCAUUUCUUUGUGCUAUACCAAAUUGCUCUAAACUUGAGCCACAGGAUACACCGUCAUGUGUCUAAAUUUCACAUAGAAUCUUUGAGAAAUACAGAGUGCACAUUAAGUCAAAUGCAUUUUUCUUAUAUUUGUUUGGACUGCAACAUAUUUUUGUCCCCCCACCCUCCUCCCACCAAACACACACAUGCCAUUGUCUGUCUCUUUGUCUGUCCGAAUGCAUAUCUCAAAAAGUAUUUGACAUGGAGACAUCAAACAUCACAGGAUUGUUAUUCAGCAUGUGAAGUUGUGCACCUGGUGUUCUAAUUGGAAUUUCAAGAGCCAAACCAGAGUUAUAGGCCUUGACUUGCAUAACAGUGACAGGAGUAUGGGGCACAAGCGUUCUAUGGACAUAGAUCUUGUCUAAAUUUAAAGCUACGGCCCCUUGUGCUUUUGAGCAAACAGUAUUUUACUGUAAUCUAUAUUUGAACAUUUUUCUAUAUUUAGUAAAAUUGGCACAUCAUUUAAAUGAAAACCAAAAAGACCUUACCUACUUUUUUUGUUUUCAAACCAUCAUCUUAGAUUACUAUGUACUUGAAUACUCUUGAGUAAAGAGACUGAAUAUGGCCAACAGCACAGUAUAGUUUGUUGGAAGUUGCAUUAUUGAGUAUAUUCUAGUUAGUUUACCGACAAUUUCCUGGCAGUUACCUUUUAUGUUCAUUAGGCUAAUGGCAUUCUUUUAAUACAGCCCAACGCGUUAAAACUUGAGAAUGCCGAAAUUGCAUACGAUUGUCAUUUCUGGUCCGUUACCUUACUUUUUUGAAUGAUGUAAAAUAUUAGUGCUAUUGACUUAUAUUUAAAGUGAAGUCGAGGAAAAAACUUUGUUACCAAAAAUGUAGACCAGUAAAAAGUAGAAAAUAUAUUUGUAUGUUAUCACCUUGGUGCGAAAAAUGGAUAAAUGCUUCUUAACACCCCUUCAAAUAAUAAAUGGUACUGCCCAAAUUGAAUGAUGGAUCAGUCCAGUUUAGAAAUUUAGUGGGGUGAAGGUUAAGAAGCAUUUAGCCUGCUGUCAGCAAGUGAUUCUGUCUUUUGCGACCAGUGCAGACUGAUCAUGAUCUGUACUGUUUGCUGCUUAGUCAGUAAACUUUCAUUGAACAUCCCUUCAAAUAAUGAAUGGUACUACCCUAAUUGAAUGAUGGACCAGUCCAUUUUAAAAUUUAGUGGGGUAAAGGUUAAUGUUAAUGCAGGUGACUACUUUUUACAUUGAUGUGACAGUAUGUCAAACAAUAUCUUCUUGAUUUUAUUCGUAAAUGAUAUUUUAUUAACAGGGAUUAUCUCAUAUUCAUUCAGAUAUAUAUUGACUGUGUUAGAGUUUGCAUCAGUUUGUUUUAGACUUAGAAUCAGAAGCUUAGUUUAGUUGAAAUAUUUCAAUGGACUCGCUUGACUUGACUUGAUAAAUAGAAAUGUUAUUGUAUUUUUGUUAGCUUACAGGAACAGACAGUUAACUUGACAUGAUCAGGCCUGGCUUUGAGUCAAAAGCCUUAAGCCUGAAAACCUGCUUCCUGCUUGCUAAAGCCUGAAAUGUCCUUUUUAAACUGAGCUAUAUAGGGCCAUUCUGCUAGUAAAAAGCCUGAAAUCAGGACAAGUUGUGAAAAUUCCCAGGCCUGAAUUAUUAACUGUUAUCACUGUGUUUGUACGUGUCAGUUAAAAAACAUCCGCUGAAGUUUAGUGGUAUUGUAGCCUGCUUAGUUUGGUCAGUGGAAAGUGUAAGGCAAUGAGGGAUAAGACAACUUUAAUCACUUGUCAAACCAGAUUUGGACUUUGGGUAGAUAGUUUUGACUAUUGACUGGCAAGUCAUUCAAUACUUGUAAAAUAUGAAAAGUUAUUUCUGUCAUAUACCAGUAAUAAACCCCUUAUUGGUAUGAGGUCCAAAGUUUUAUUUUGCAAGAUCCACAUAAUUAUAGACUAUACACCAUUCUUAACAACUGCAAUGGUGGUAAGAGGAUUUUUUUUUAAUUUUUGAAAUCUCUAUUAAUAAGAAAUGUCAAUUUUUUCCCCAACUUGUAUUUUACCAUUGUUGAAAUAAGAAUCACUGUUUCAAAAAAAAAUUGAAAUGUUACCAAAUAUUUUGGGUAGAAAUGUUGCUUAAAUGCUACUUUUAGAUAUUAUACUGAAAGUUUCACUAGUUUUACUGCCAAUUUACAAAUGAAAGUCAAAAUUGAAGUUUUUGGUGUGUACAAUAGAAAAAUACCACAUCAGAAUCAUGUUUUUUUUUUCAAGAUUAAGGUAGUUCUGCAUGUUUGGAUCGAAAUUAUUUCUACAAUGUAGAAUUUGAUUAAACACUGAUUUUUCAAAACUUCAGAAUAUACCUAGAAAAUUAAGCAAAUAAAAAAGAUAGGGUCGUGUGCUUGAUUUUUUGCUAGACUGAUUUGAAAAAUAGGGACCUCAUGCAAUAUUUCAUAAUGAGAGUCUAUGGAAAAAUCAUAAAUUUCUUAACAUUUUCGUGAAUAGAAAUUUUUCUACAAUGUAGAUUUUGAUGAAACUUCUCACAGCUGUAAAUAAAGACAUGGCCUAUAAUUUGAUGAAAUAAAAUAUAUGGGUCCGUGUGCUUAUUUUUGAGAUAUUUGACCAUGAUUAAAGUAAACCGGACAUUUCACGCUAAUUUUAGGACGUUAUUUUGAAUUAUUUAACAUGUGAUAUGUUUUAAUAUCAUAUUUUGACUUUACAAUAUAGCAACAGUACCAUUGUAAUAAAUUUACUCACAGGUUGCAAUUAAUUCAUAAAAUGAUUUUCUGUACCGUACGCCGAAUCCAGUCUUUAUUCUACGUUUUCCGGAAAAAUGGUGUCACGCCAUCACUUCCGGUUUAUCAAACGUGCAGAACUACCUUAAUUCAAAACUAAUCUGGAUAUUUAUGAAAUUAAAAAAAGUCCCUAUUACCAAUCCCAGAUAGAUUUAGUUCAUACAGAAAGAGAAAUCAUGAAAAGAUGGAUCUAUCAGUAGUAACAAAAACCUUUUUUGCCCCUGUAUAAUAAAAGACUGUUAUAUUUAUGACUUCUAAUAAGGUACAUUAUUAAUGAAUCGUGUGAUGUAGUGAUUAAGUUUGAACAAAAAAGAAAAAGACAGAUCUGACUUAUUUAACCCUUCACAAUGAGUUCAUGUUAUUUUGUUUAUUUGAGAUUUAUGAAUUUUGCAUAAGAUCAGAUAAAGAAGUUAAUUAUUUUGAAAUUGACUUCAUUUAGAAAAAAACUCAGAUACUAAAUCCUUUUCAGAGAGUUCAAAGUAACUGUACAGUUUACAUUAUAUUGUAUACAAGAUCAGGCUAAGUAGGUAAUUGUUUUCAUAUUAACGUCUUUAGCUUUUCGUUAUUGAGAAAAACGACGAUAAGACUGAUUAUUAAUUUCUUUACAGAGAGUUCAUAGUAAUUGUUUAUUUUAGAUUAUUUACAGAAUUUUGUAUGAGAUUUGACUAAUUAGGUCAUUAUUUUUCAUAUUGACAACUUUAGUAUUUCAUUAUUGAGAAAAACAGACUAAUAAAAUACGUUUUUAUAGACAAAAGUUCUUGUUAUUAUAGAGUAGAAAGAAAGACAUAAAUGGGGAUUUUGAAACAGUCUCAAGGGGUCAUUACUUAGGAGUUCAUUAUGAGUGUAUUUCAAAGCUUUCCUUGUAUAUUACAAAUGAUAUUUAUUUUGUUGUCAGUUGAGCUGGACGGAAAUGCUGCCUAAGAGCUGUCUUUGCAUUUGUAUGAUGUCUUAAACAUUUGAAGAAAAUGUGUUAAAACAAUCAUGUUCUUACACGACUCGAUUCAUUUUCCUAUUAAAGGAAGAAGGCUGAAAAAUGUGUUUUAUUAUACAAAACAUUUUUCUGAAGUCACAGUAAUAACAUCAUAUAUUAUACCAUUUAAAACCACAUAUAAUUAUUAUUACAAGGGAACUGGCAGAAUUGUCGUAGAAACAAACUAAUGAACUUUUGUGAAACAGACACCUGAUCUACACCCAAUUAGGGUACAUUAUAGAAAAAUUAAUGUAGAUCUUGUUGCUUGCAAUUACUAGUAUUCUGAAUUUACUGUAAUAGGAUGUGAACUUAGAUACCAUGCCAGACAUAUUUUCUGAAUUUCAUUUUCAAUAAUGCAAUUUACAACCAUUAUUGAUAAGUCAGUAUUAAAGGGGCACGUGUCAUGAUGUACAUCACAGCAGUUCAGUUAAUUUUCAGAAUAGAAACAUCAACAGAAUAUCAAUAAUAAUGAAUCAGUUUAUUUAAAGAGAUGUAUUUAACAAAUAAUCAAGGCCUUCGAGUGGUUUGUCAUCUGAUUUACCAUGGUUCAGAACUCGGAUCCGUAGGAAUUGAACCACAAAGGUGUUAGCCUGAUUGGUUAAAUACUGGUUAUUGAACGAUGAGCUGUGGUAAAUUUGACGGUAAAUCACAGGAAGGUCUUGUUUUCAUUCUGACAUGCUCACUGAAACAUUUAAAUUAAUAUUAAUAUCAUGCUGGACUUCGUUUACCCAAGGAGUAAUAAACCAGACAUCAUGCUGCAAUUUGACGUCAUAAUUGACGCCAUAAUGCUCUUUUAUCGGUCCAUGUGUCAACCGUUGUUUAUCGCAGAAUAUACAACUUGAACUCCUUUUUUGUUUAACUGGAAAUCAAAUCGAGUCAUGUUAGAAUUGAAGUUAAAUUGUAACUGAUAGCUUAAUUACUUUACCCAGGAAGAGAACUUUUCAACCUGAUUUAUAGACUCACUGAAUUGAGACAUUUUUACUUAUAAUUUACAAGCAUUACCAAUCAAUAAAUAAAAAAAACUCCUUUUGGCUAAUUGAUUAGUUCAAAACCUGCAUGCGGGGCUGACAUUGAUGUAGUAAAUAUACUUCUUGUUAUUUAACUGUCUGUUCUCACUAUACCUUCCCACAAUCUUGUCUAUAACUGCAAAGAUAUUUAUAUUUCAAUGAACUUUUCACCUUAAUAUGUCUAAUAUUGCAAAGAUAUUUCAAUGAACUCUUCAUUGUGUGUCUAUGUAGGAUAUUUAUAUUUGAAUGUUGAACCCUUGGUCUUGAAUGAACUGAAAUAGCCUUAAAUGGUACUUACAGUGUCUGGUAGUUGUCAUUCUUGAUAUGUAGGUGUUAUUUACCAUUAUCAACUCUAACAGUGCAUUGUUGAAAUAUAUUAAUUAACAGAUUGUGUAUUUUGUUAUUUAUUUUUUUCUACAGAUUUUCAGUAUUAAAACAUAAACUGCACAAAA
Messenger RNA from Mercenaria mercenaria, 10579 nucleotides. RefSeq names its product centrosomal protein of 63 kDa-like. The coding region runs from base 289 to 2955 and encodes 888 amino acids. Gene Ontology annotation, cellular component: centriole. Gene Ontology annotation, biological process: de novo centriole assembly involved in multi-ciliated epithelial cell differentiation; centriole replication. The transcript has 23 exons. The record is from RefSeq and is a predicted model, not a curated record. Lineage: Eukaryota; Metazoa; Mollusca; Bivalvia; Venerida; Veneridae.